AUGUAUACCUUGAACCAAGCGGCCCUUUGUCAAGCCUGCGCUCAAAGUCACCACAUCUCUGGAAAAGCUGGGCCACUGGCGGAGCCAAGCAGAGCUGGAACAGCUUCGAAUAACAACACACAGAGUACCUACGAUGAAGACGACGAGCCAGUCAAGCGGGAGCGGGUCUAUGGUAGAGACAUCACCGAGAAGCCUAUCACUCCAUCGCCCUCAAGAAUUCCUUCGCUCCCAGACUCGACCUCAACUUUAAACCCGUCCCGGACCUUCUCAAACAUCAUCACGAUGGAGCGCCCUGCACAGCAAACGACGACGGCUCCCACGGCCGACACUACCUCCGAAAUGCCCACCCACACCGUGCCGCAAAUGCACGGUAUCCUUCCAUCUGACUCUACUGGGUCCCGUGAAAGAGAUGCCGGGGAUAAGAAGAACAAGGUAGAAGAGGCCAGGGCGGACGAAGCUAAGAUGGACGAAGCCAAAGCGGACGAAACCAAAGCGGCUGAGGAUGCUCGGAUGAAGGGAUGCUUGGCGGAUUCCUGGGAGAGAGUCGAACGAGCUCUUGCCCAAGGUGAUGAAAACUUCUUCAGGAAGUAUCCCCAGCUCGAAGGUCUUCCUACGGAGGGUUCGUGA
Fusarium vanettenii 77-13-4 is the source of this 627-nucleotide messenger RNA. RefSeq lists its product as uncharacterized. Bases 1 to 627 code for a protein of 208 amino acids. The transcript is spliced from 4 exons. Lineage: Eukaryota; Fungi; Ascomycota; Sordariomycetes; Hypocreales; Nectriaceae. The record is from RefSeq and is a predicted model, not a curated record.